GCGGACGGGCCCGCGCAGAGCAGGGGGGGUUGCUGCCCUCCCUCGCGGAGGCAGCGAUGGAGGCGGCAGUCUUAAAGCUGCUCCCGCUGGACCCGGGAGAUGAGGGCACGCAGCGGUGCCGCUUGGGACCUGCCGCGCUCUCCGUCCUGGGAGCCAGGAUCGGCGCCCCGCUGAGGAUCUCCUUGCCCGGCGGCUGCUGUGUGUGCACGGCGUGGCCCCGGCACGACCUAGCGGACGGGUACCUGCAGGCCGACCUCAGCUGCAGCACGGCGGGGCUGACGGCGCGGGACCUGCGCGGCCUCUCGCUGAGCGUGGGCCGGCUGCAGCUGCUGCCGUACCGACAGCUGCGAGCAGCGGCUGUGAGAGUGGUCCUCAAGAGCGCCGCGCUGAAAAAGUCGACUCCCAGAGCGGUGUUGCAGGAGACUGUCAGAGAACUGCUAAGAAAUGUGUACGUUUCGCCUCGUUAUGUUGUUACUGUUGCCCCAAGUCCCGAAAACCCCGUGGUGUAUAUUGAAAUUUUGUCUGCAUCUCCUUUGAUGGAGGAGGAGGGAGCUGGAUUGAUAACUCCCCAAACAAGCAUAAAAAUUAAGGAGGUGAUCACUUUAGAAUGGUACAGAAAUCUAUCAGAAGACACUGCAAAAACUCCAGUUGCAGGACUGGAUGAUGUAGGGAAGUCUUUGAAAGAAAUUAUUGAUCUGCCUUUCCGCUUUCCAAAAACUCUCAAGAAGCUGGGUCUUGCCGUCCCUAAUGGAGUGCUGUUAAUUGGGCCCCCAGGUGUAGGGAAAACUCUAAUAGUAAAGGCAGUCGCAAAAGAGCUGGGUGCGUAUCUGUUUGGCAUCAGUGGCCCAGCCCUCCAUGGUUCAAGACCAGGAGAAGGUGAAGAGAAUUUGCGAAGAGUCUUUGAAAAGGGCAGAGAGAUGUCAAACGAGGGCCCAACCAUUCUCUUUUUUGACGAGAUUGAUUCUUUAUGCCCAAAGCGAGGAAGUUCAAACAAUGCUCCUGAAGAUCGUAUCGUUGCUCAGCUGCUGACGCUGCUGGAUGGUGUGGGGAGUGAGGGUAAGAUGGUCAUUGUGGCAGCGACAAACAGGCCUGAUGCCAUAGACCCUGCACUGAGAAGACCUGGCAGAUUUGACAGAGAGGUUAUUAUUGGGACCCCAACAGUUACACAGAGAAGAUCCAUCCUGCAGUUGCUUACAUCUGACAUGCCCAUUUCUGCAGAGGUUGAUUUGGCUAAGCUGGCAGAAAUGACGACUGGGUAUGUUGGAGCUGACCUUACAGCGCUCUGCAGAGAAGCUGCCAUGCAGGCUGUGUCCCACAGCUCUUUGGAUUCAACUGCAACUGAAACCAUGAUUAACAUGGGAGAUUUCCAAGACGCUUUUAAAAAAAUUCAACCAUCCUCUUUUCGAAGUGCAAUUGGACUAACAGAGUGUAAACCUGUAACUUGGGAGCAAAUUGGUGGUCUUGAGGAUGUGAAAUUAAAGUUAAAACAGAGUAUUGAGUGGCCUAUGAAAUUUCCUGAGGCGUUUGCCAGGAUGGGUCUGUCUCAUCCCAAGGGUAUUCUUCUCUAUGGGCCAUCUGGGUGUGCCAAAACCACGCUGGUGAAGGCUGUGGCCACGAGUUGUCACUGUUCCUUUCUCUCUGUAAGUGGUGCUGACCUGUUCUCACCUUACGUUGGAGAUUCAGAGAAGAUUUUGUCUCAGGUUUUUCGCCAAGCAAGAGCAAAUACUCCAGCAAUAAUAUUCCUAGAUGAGAUUGAUUCUAUCUUGGGAUCUCGGGCACUCUGCAGAACUGGCCAUGGUGUCUCAGAGCGGGUUCUUUCUGUUCUUCUCAAUGAAUUGGAUGGAGUUGGGCUGAAAGUUACAGAAAGAAGAGGAGGCAAGCUACAGCUUGAGGCUCAGUGCCAAGAACAAAGUGAUGAGGAAAGAAAGCUAGAGUUUCAGGAAAAUUUGAACAAAGAUUUCAUGGUAGUUGCUGCAACAAAUAGACCAGAUAUGUUGGAUGAUGCCUUACUCCGCCCUGGAAGGCUGGACAAGAUGAUCUAUAUUCCACCACCAGAUCUGAAGGGAAGACUUUCCAUUUUGAAAAUCUGCACCGAAAAAAUGCCAUUAGAUACCAAUGUGUCAUUACAAGAUGUGGCAGUCCUAACAGACCUCUUCUCUGGAGCUGAUAUUGAAAAUCUGUGCAAGGAGGCUGCUUUGUUGGCAUUGCAAGAGAAUGGACUCAAAGCAACUGCUGUAAAACAGGAACAUUUUGUGAAAUCAUUGCAGACUGUAAAGCCAUCUUUAAACAUAAAAGACUUGGAAUUUUAUGAAAAAUUCUCUAAUCAAAAAGUAGCCUCUUGAAUCUGUAAAGGAGUGGCAUAAGUAUUUUUACAUAUAUUACAAAGAUUUUGAAAAGGUUUUUAUCUUUCCUGCUUUUUAAUACUGUACUUACUGUAGUUUUCAGGGAGUGUGAAAUACAGUAAAGUGUCACUUUCAAAAAGUUCUGUAAUUGAAAUAAUAAUAAAUUAAAAUCUUGUUUGCUUUGGGUA
Messenger RNA from Vidua macroura (Pin-tailed whydah), 2530 nucleotides. It is a transcript of the gene AFG2B, whose product is annotated as spermatogenesis associated 5 like 1. Gene Ontology annotation, molecular function: ATP hydrolysis activity; ATP binding. Lineage: Eukaryota; Metazoa; Chordata; Aves; Passeriformes; Viduidae. The coding region runs from base 57 to 2342 and encodes 761 amino acids. The transcript has 8 exons. The record is from RefSeq and is a predicted model, not a curated record.